This is a messenger RNA of Rotaria sp. Silwood2, 702 nucleotides long. Lineage: Eukaryota; Metazoa; Rotifera; Eurotatoria; Philodinida; Philodinidae. The record is from the annotation of a GenBank genome assembly.
AUGCGCCGUAAAUCGCUCUGCAAAACCACAUAUAUGACGACACCGGAUCAAAAAACUGAAUUGACAAGUGCAUCAAAAUUAUUCCGUGAAGCUAAAAAUGAAACAGUUGCUCAAUUAGUUGAUGAUGAAGCUCGUUUAAUAGCUAAACAAGAUGAACUUGAAAAAAAAUUAUACAAUGUACAAUUAAAAGGCUUAUCAUUGGUUGAUACACUUGAAACAUUAUUAAUUAAUUUUGAAAAAGAUGCAGAUAUAUUAAGAAAAGAUUUUACUAUUAGUGAUAAAAGAUAUUGGUGGAUUAAAAUUCAAGCAUAUGCUAAAAAAAAUGCUUGGACACAGCUACUUGAAUUUGGAAAAAAACCAACAUCACCUAUUGGAUAUGAACCAUUUGUUGAUGUAUGUAUUCGAUCUCAUAAAAAUGAUGAAGCUCGUCGUUUUGUUGAUCGAUCUAUUUAUUCAUCAAAAAUUGAUGAUGAACGUCUUCCAUUUAUGUUCGCUAAAGUUCUAAUGGCUGAUGAAGCAAUUAAUUCAGCAAUAAAAUUAAAGUCAAUUGAAGCUUUACAUUUUAUAGAAGCAAAAUGUCAACUUAGCGAAGCAAAUUUAACAAAAAUUCGUCAAGCAAAAGAAAAAAUACAAGAUUAUGAUGAUAAUCCAUUAAAAAAUGUAUUUAAAAUUUUUAAUCGUGGAACUCGAGCUGAUGAAUAA